This is a messenger RNA of Cotesia congregata, 4695 nucleotides long. The record is from the annotation of a GenBank genome assembly. NCBI's taxonomy places the organism in Eukaryota, Metazoa, Arthropoda, Insecta, Hymenoptera, Braconidae.
AUGAACAAUCAUCAAUUUCUGUAUGUAAUUUUUGUUAAUUUUUGUUUUUCGACGACUAUUAAAAUUACACUCGGAGAUGGCAAUGAAGUAAAAUCACUGGAUAUUAACAAUGAGGAUACUCGCCGAAGUGAAAACAAUCCAUUGGCGGACUUUUAUGCUAAAUCGGUAACUAUUGAUCUCAAAAUUGAUGAUUUUGAUGAGAGAAUCCAAAAGGUGUUAAAUGAUCAGAUUAAUACGCGAAGAUCGGCAAUUGACGCGGCACUCAGACGUGAAGAAUUAGACUCAGGUGAAAAAAAUAUUUUUUACCGACGAAACAAUGACAGUCCAAUAGAUAACUUAAAAGUCGAAGGUACCGAUGAAGCAAUUAAUCAAGAUCAACUAGAUGCUACGGAAUCGAGGGGUGGGAUAGCUUCUCAGGAGUUACAAUCAGGGGACAAACAACGGAUAACAAAUGAGGUUAGCAGGCGUUGUUUACUUGCUGGUUCUUUAAUGCUUAAGCAUCAUUUCAUUAAAAAAAUUGAUUUUAUUAGUAGACCUUUCAAAAAAUUUCGGCAGAAACCUCGGAAACCUAUUUGGCAUCCCAUUUUCUUCCCUAAACCUCGACGACCAGCUCCACGUCCUCGUCCACCACCACCUCCACGUCCUCGUCCACCACCACCUCCGCCCCCUCCACCCCCUCCACCACCACCUCCUCCCCCUCCACCACCAAAACCUAAGCCGAAACCCAAAUCAAAACCUAAACCAACUAAACCACCCACAACUAAACCACCCACAACUAAACCACCCACAACUAAACCACCUACAACUAAACCACCGACAACUGAACUACCCACAACUAAACCACCCACAACUGAACCACCACCGUCUCCAACUAAAGAAGUGAAGUCACGUAAGACACGAAGACCAAGACCGACUAGAAACCGAUGGGAUGAAAAUAAAAAAAAAAUGUUUGAUCCGAAUGAUAAAUAUCUUAAACGUACUACACCUUAUUUAGGGUACCAUUCUAAUAAAACAAAAAAGGUUUUCACUCCGGACAAGUCGUUUUUCACUGUAUUUGCAAAAUUCAUGACAGCUAACCCAUCUUUGAUUACAGACUCUCCUGAAGUAGAACAUGUAGCUAGUAAAAAACCAUACAGUAAGGGACAUUCAGUCAUUUGGGAGCGAGAUGAAAACGGUUUUGUUAAUACAAAAAAACCUCAUAAAUCAGAAAAUUUAAUUGAUAAAAAUUCAAAUAAAACUGAGUACUUAAUAACUAGACAUCCUCAUAAGGGAGGGGAUUUAGUUACUAAAAAUCCAAAUAAAGUUAAGCACUCAACAACCCACAAAUCACAUUAUGGAGAUUCAUUCACUAAAAAAUCAUUCAAGGAUGAUUAUUUAAUCACGAAAAAAUCGUAUGGAAAAGAUCAUUCAUUUACUAAAAAACCAUUUGACGAUGGAAAUUUAAUUACUAAAAAAUCAAAUGGAAAAGUAAAUUCAUUUACUAAAGAAUCAUUUGAUGAUGAAAAUUUAGUUACUAAAAAGUCCCACAGAAAAGAACAUUCGUUUACAAAAAAAUUGUUCGAAGAUGGACAUUUAGUAACUAAGAAAUCACCUGGGAAAUAUAAUUCAUCCAUUAAAGAACCUUUCGAUUACGGAAAUAUGGUUACUAAAAAAUCACAUAAAAAUUACUAUUUAUCUACUAAAAAAAUGUAUGAAAACGGUCCGUUAGUUACUCAGAAAUCACAAGGGAAAGGAUAUUCAUUCACUAAAAAACCACACAUAGCCGGUAAUUUAGUUACUGAAAAAUCAAGCAAAAAAACACAUUCAUUUACUAAAGAACCAUAUGAAACCAGACAUUCAAGUACUAAACAUUCAUAUAGUAAAGGGCGUUCAUUUACAAACAAGUUAUAUACAAAUAAAUCUUUAGUUACUAAAAAUUUACCCAGCAAAACGUAUUCACCAACUAAAGCACUAUAUAAAAAUGGACUUUUAGUUACAAAAGGUCCGACUAAAAUUCAUAAUUCAGUUACUAAAGUAUUUAAUAAAACGGAAUAUGUAAUUAACGAGAAAAUUACCAAGGGUUAUAGUGAAAGAAGAUACCGAGUAACUAACAAACAUCGCAUUACAAAACACAUGUUAACAAAUAAACCACAUUCUAAACCACAAAUAGGUAGGUCGAGUACCGAGAGUCAAAAAAGGGUAACGAAACUUUCUACAUUAUCUUCAUCUCGCAUUAGAUCUGAUGAAGUUAAUCGUAAAACUACUUUGAACCCUUACAAAAUAACUAAACAUACUUUUAAUGUCUCUAAAUCAUCACAACAUAAAAUCCUUAAAAAUGUCACUCAAUCUCACGUAGGGAACAACAAUGCUACAAAGUUCUAUAAGUACUUAACAACUAUUGGUAAAAAAACAACUCGUAAAGUUGAUCAUAUGAAUAUUAAACAAUCACACACAACUAAACAUCAUAAGAGUAAAAGUCUCAAUGAUCAUUCAAGAUCAACGAAGAGUGUCAUCUCAGAAAAGCUUACGCCAUUACCUGGCUCUCUUCAAACACACAAAUCAUCUACUAGAAAGCCUAUGAACAAAUUUAAAAUUACAAAACCACCAAAAGUAGUGUCUACAACAUCUAAACUUACUACACAUAGUAAAACAAAACAAAAACAUACCACAAAACCUAACAAAAAAUUAGAACUAAUGAAAAAUCACACCAAAUUCUUAAAGACUUCAACCGUCACUCCUAAAACAGCUAAGAUAGAUGAGACACAUAAAAAAGUAGGGCAUACAUCGACUAAAAAAUUGCUUAAACAUACAGUUUUGACGAAAAGCAUUACAAAAAUUCCAAAACCUACAGUGGGUGUUGCAGGAACUAAUAAACGUUCUACGCUUUAUAAAAAACCUAAAAAACAUAAAAACAGCAAAAAAAAGACCCAGCAAAAGACUACAAUUAAAGCUAAAAAAACAACAAUCAAAUCUAAAAAGACGACAGUCAAACCUAAGGUGACAACCGUCAAACCUAAAAAGACAACAGUCAAACCUAAGGUGACAACCGUCAAACCUAAAAAGACGACAGUCAAACCUAAGGUAAUAACCGUCAAACCUAAAAAGACAACAGUCAAACCUACGGUGACAACCGUCAAACCUAAAAAGACGACAGUCAAACCUAAGGUAACAACCGUCAAACCUAAAAAGACGACAGUCAAACCUAAGGUGACAACCGUCAAACCUAAAAAGACGACAGUCAAAUCUAAACAGACUACAAUUAAAGCUAAAAACACAACAAUCAAAUCUAAAAAGACGACAGUCAAACCUAAGACGACAACCGUUAAACCUAAAAAGACGACAACGAAACCUAAAAAGACUACAAUCAAACCUAAGAGUACUAAAAAACCUCAAAAGAAGUUACCCUUAACUACUAAAAAACGUUUGACCACGAGAAAACAAACGACAGUACUUCCGAAAUGGAGACCUAGAGAACCCCGUAUGGGAGGACGAAGCCAACCAAAAAUACCUUUCAGAGCCGUAGGUAUCCAUCCAAAACAUCCAUACAAUGGUAUCUUAAUGCCUUAUGACAAACCUCGGGAGCCAUUGACCGAACCAAAAAAUCCAAGAACCCAAAUAACUUUUGUUAAUUUAAUCGAAGACUUUAAGCCAAAAAAUAAUUCCUCAUUUCCUAUAAUUUUAACUAUUAAACAAAAACACAAACCUUGUAAAUGCUGCAAUAACAAUUGUCCUACCACAUGUAACAAAUCCUGUUGUAAAAAUACCAAGUCAAAUUGUAAAAAAUUCCAUAGUUGCAAUAGACCUUGUUAUAAAAAUUUUCAUAGACAAUUAGAAAAUAUUGAAGAAGUUGGCACAUCAAAAUUUCAACUUCAGACUCAACAAGGCGAUUCAGACGAUGUAGGCGCUCGUUUACUGGACACUAGAGAAGACCAGAGUGACGUCGUUGGAAGAAUUGAUUCGGAACCGGAUAUGGAAACAACCAUAGAGCCUAUUGCUCUUAGAUAUGGGAUGCAUCGUGGGAAGAAAGGAAAAAAAUCCUUCCGUGAUAAGUUUUUGAUAGAGUGCUUGACUCAGAAGAAAAAUUGCGACAAGCACCAAAAUGAUGAUCAAUCAACUGAAACCGAAAGUAAUAAUGAUGACCAUAUCAUAAAAAGGAAAAAUCCUUUUGCAGCGCAUGGAGACGCACCAGCUGAAGAUAGAAAUUUAACUAAACUGGCCUACGUUAUUUCGAAGCACAUUGUUAAUAGUCUGCCUAAAGACAUGCGAAACAGCAAUUGGGCAGCCGAUUUGGCUUUUAAAAUUGUGUACGAAAAAUUAAAAAUGUAUGAUUCUGGUGGUUUCGGUUUACCUCCUUUUGGAUUACCUUUACAACAAAACUAUAUGUAUGGUAACAGUAGUAAUAAUGGAAGUAAUGACUGUUGCGGCUGUUGUUGUGAUGGUGAAGAUGAAGCUUCAGAUGCUUCUUAUAGAAGCCAAUUGAACUCUCAGAUCGACGUUAAAAUUGGAAAUGAAAACACGUACAAAUGUUUGCCUACAAUUGAUAAGCCACCGAGUGAAGGAUACGUUCUGCUUGAAAAUGUUGGAUGGUUUAAGUUCCAUAAUGAGCAUAAGCCGUGGAAUGAAGCAAGAAAACAAUGCUUCAGAGAAGGCGCUCAUUUAGCAUUUAUGGAAUCUCCACAAGAAACUCAAGUUUGUAUUCAUACCAAUAUAUUUUAA